Dinoponera quadriceps is the source of this 4483-nucleotide messenger RNA. Its product is annotated as discoidin domain-containing receptor 2-like. Gene Ontology annotation, biological process: protein phosphorylation; positive regulation of kinase activity; multicellular organism development. The record is from RefSeq and is a predicted model, not a curated record. Gene Ontology annotation, molecular function: ATP binding; protein tyrosine kinase collagen receptor activity; collagen binding. Gene Ontology annotation, cellular component: signaling receptor complex. The coding region runs from base 170 to 3151 and encodes 993 amino acids. The transcript is spliced from 15 exons. NCBI's taxonomy places the organism in Eukaryota, Metazoa, Arthropoda, Insecta, Hymenoptera, Formicidae.
UGAACGUUGUUCUCCUGUAAAUUACACAUCCAGUUUCCCCCUUUUCUAUUACCUCCCCCCAUUUGCUUUCCGCGAGGUGCGUGUCCGCGCGAGGCGGCCUUCUUCCGCGGCGAGGAGAGAAACGCGAGAGAUGCGAGAGCACCCCGGCCAGUGUUAUUAUGAUUCGUAAAUGCGCUCGGAGGAACGUCACGCUGCGCUAUCACAACAUAUCAUGGAGCUAGUACGCCUUUUGAUAAAACUACUAAUGCUGUUCAGCUGGUGUACCGGGGAAUCCUUCGGGAACGCGCUCGAAAAAUGCAUACUCCCACUCGGCAUGGAAGAAGGAAAGAUUCCGGACGAGGCGAUCACGGCGUCGUCCAGUUACGAAAUGAAAUCCGUGGGACCCCAGAAUGCAAGAAUACGACAGGAGAAGAACGGCGGCGCCUGGUGUCCAAAAGCUCAGAUCAGUAGCGCGAUACGCGAAUACCUGGAGAUUGAUCUGACGAGGGACCACCUCAUCACGUGGACCGAGACCCAAGGCCGAUUCGGUAACGGCCAGGGCCAGGAAUACGCCGAGGCGUUCUUCUUGGAGUAUUGGCGGCACGAGAAGUGGCAUCAGUAUAAAGAUUUGAAAGGGAACAAGGUGCUACGUGGCAACAGCAAUACAUAUCUCGUCGAGAAGCAAAAGUUAGAUCUGCCGUUCGUCGCGAGUCGAGUAAGAUUCGUCCCUUACAGCCAGCAUCCGCGCACCGUGUGCAUGCGAGUCGAGAUUUACGGCUGUAUCUGGAAUUAUGGCAUGGUCAGUUACACCGCGCCUAAGGCUGAUAAAGCCGGACCUAACGGGUGCAACGUCGAGGACACGUCGUACGACGGUACAGAGAUCGAGAGUCUGAUGUUGAACGGGUUGGGACAAUUGACCGACGGCAUUGUCGGAAACGAAAUUGAGAUCCUGCAGUCCAACAGAGUGACCAACUGGGUCGGAUGGCGCGACCGAAACCGCGUGGAGUUGCUCUUCGAGUUCCAGGACGCGCGAAAAUUCGCCAACUGCACGAUUCACGUGGCCGAUUUGCCCGAGCUGCGUGUCCAGAUGUUCUCGAUGGCGAACUUCUGGUUUUCCUCGGACGGCAAAGAGUACCCGGACGCACCGGAAACGUUUAACGGCUCUAAAACGAAUAUCAUCCUUGAUGGUGGCAGCGAGAGGAAUGGUGGCGACAAAAAUAGCGCUUUGAUAACUAUUCCGUUGCAAUCGAGGCUCGGCAAGUUCGUCAAGGUGGAAUUGAAGCCUAAAGCGAGGUGGUUGUUGCUAAGCGAGGUCACAUUCAUGACGGUUCCAGAAGCAAAGAACAACACCGGAGCGCUGGAACGAUUAUCGUGGAUAUAUUCGAGCAACAACGAGAACAUAUCCCAAACGAUUAGUCAGGACCAGUUGGCGAAAGUGAAACGCAUUGAAAACAUGAAGGAUGAGGAUGAGAUCGACGAAGUGAAUACUCAAGACGUGAGUAAAAUCCGAGAUGAGACUGGCGACGAGGCGAAGAUUAACAUACAACACGGCCGUACAGCGACGGGGAAGACGAAGACCGACUCCAACGACACGACGUCUUCGGUGAACGACUCGAACCUGACGCCGGACGCUUUCCCCGUGAACAACUCGCAGACCUACAUCGGCCUGAUCAGUGCGGCGUUGACUGUGAUCGCUUUUUUCUCGAGCUGCACGAUUUUCCUGAUGAAGCAACGGGGCCGCAACAAAGUGGCUUUACUGCAGAAACACACCGCGUUGCUGUGCGGCUCGCCGGCACCGGGCAUCACGAUCAAUACGAAAGACAUGAAGUUACCCACGCCGAUCGUGGUGAACGGUCUGUCACAGUCCAGACUGUCCCUGAAGAGCAAGCUCGCCUCAGCCAACAGCGACUACAAGUUCGGCGACGUCGACGCAAGCGAGCAGCGCAGUGCUUGCGAGAAGAUCAAUAAAAUGCCCACGGAGCAAUACGUCAAGUGCGAGGCCAGGUCGAGUUAUAAAUCGGAGCAUUUCGAUAUUAAAAACAGCGAGAGCUUCGCCGAUGAGACACGAGCGGAAUGCGGGAUAAUUCCGACGACGGCGAAAAAAUUGAAUCACACGCAAGCGGGGAAGAUUAAUCAGAGAGUGUACGAGAGUUAUUACGCGGCUACGGACAUCCUGACGAUAAAAAGGCGCGAACAGCAUCCCGCUGCGAGUCUUUUCACGCCGCUGCUCAUUCGGGAUUCAGUUUUAUCGUACAAACGCGGCACCCACGAUGUCCAGCGCGUCUCCCGGCACAGAUUGAGAAUCCUCGAUAAGCUCGGCGAGGGAAACUUCGGCCUGGUUCAUCUAUGCGAAGCGAAAGGCAUACAAAAUCCGGAUCUAGGCAUCUUGCAAAACCGUCAAAUAGUGAUAGUACGGUCCUUGUGGCGCGGUGUCGUCGACGCUCUGAGGGAGGACUUCAUGAGCGACAUGCACAUCUUGGCUGAGAUUCGCGACGUCAACAUCGCCCGGAUAAUCGCGAUCGUCGAAGAGGAACCCUUCAGUGCCAUCUUCGAAUACGGAGAACUCGGGGAUCUGUCCAGCUUCCUAAAGAGCCGCGAUUGCGACGCAUCGAUAAGCAACACUGACUUCUCCAGUUACGAGUGCUCGUUAAAUCUGGUCGCGCAAAUUGCUUCGGGCAUGAAAUAUCUCGAGAGCUUGAACGUGCCACACUGCGAUCUGGCAGCCAGGAACUGCAUCGUCUGCAAAGAUCUACUGAUCAAAGUGUCCGACCAGGCCAUGUAUUGCAACAAAUACGACGGCGAGUACUACGUUGAUGAGUGUUACGCGAAGAUACCGCUACGUUGGAUGGCAUGGGAAGCGGUCAUAUCGGGGAAACGAAGCUGCCAGUCCGACGUGUGGUCGUACGGCGUGACGGUUUGGGAGGUGCUGACGCACUGCAAGGACGUGCCAUACGCCGACCUGACCUCGGAGCAGGUGCUGGAGAACUGCGGUCUGUGGUAUCAUUCGUCGGAAGGCGGCGGUAAGAGCAAACGUCCGCGGCUUCUCGAGCAGCCGAUGUUCUGCACGGACGAUCUGUACCGGCUGAUGCUGAGGUGUUGGUGCAAACGCGCGGACGAUCGGCCCAGUUUCCAGGAGAUUCACUGCUACCUCAAGAAGCUGACUUUGGAUUAAGAACUCGCGGACUCGCCGCGACCUCGAGCGCACUUAGGCGGCGGGCGGGACGACACCCAUGCGUGCUCCAGCAGCGGCGCGGACCAAAUCGAUUACAAUCAGCUAAGAAGCAUCCUGAGAUUGCUUUCUUACCGCUUUUGCGCACGAACGGCCACGAACUAGUAAUCGCAGAUCGUCGCAGUCGUUAAAGAUGCCUAAACACGUCAACGUGGGAUGCUCUCUGGCCACUAAUCUUACUGCUCAACUAGAUUUAUCUAAUUUCAUCGUACGAAUAAGCGUAGGUUAACGAAGUAAUGAUUUAUAGUUUCGAAAGCUCGGAAAAGACCCGAUUCUUUCGCAACUUUUCCACGGAUUUCUUCGGUCCGAAGGGUAGGAGAAUUCACGUGCGCUCGCCGUUAGAACGCGCCGUACUUACUUUUCUUUCCGCAAAAGGAGAUAAGAAAUCAAAAAAAUUGAAAGACACCAGUUUUCUCCGAGUCUUCGGAACUAUAGUAAUGAUGGAAAUAAAAAUUGAAAAAAAGAAGGAAUUCAACGCGACGAUUAAUCGCAUACAGAUUUCUCGUAAUACUCUAUACGCCAAGGAACAACCCGAGGACGAUCCCUCGGCGAUUACUUCCGCAUUCGGAACGCGCGUGUGAUUCCAAGCAGAAGAAAUGAUUCACACUAGGUUUAUUGAUUUGACAUAUCUCUUUCCUACGCUUAUAUACAUACAUAUAUGUGAUACUUAUUUAUCAGUUAUCGUUAAGAAGAUCGUUCUCUAUUCUUUCCAAUGUUCGGUACCCGGACCGAUCGCGCUAUUAUCGCGACACGAGCAAGCUUUGCGGCAAGCGAACGCACUUGGCGCGGAUCUUGGCGCAGAGUUCAGCCACCUUGCGGGCAUCCGAGUACUUUGUAUUACAUCGUAAGAAUUCGUUGCAUGUAGCCGAGGCAAAAUGUAUUAGACGUAAAAUCGGCAUAGAUCGAGCGCUGCCGCUCGAUUACCGUCGGUAUGUGUAACUUGAAGACGCAUCGCGAUUAAUGAAGGAUGACAAUCAGUUUUGCUCACCUACUCGAAUCACCGGGAACCCAAGAGAGAACGCAUUUCAAGAUGGAUACGAGGUCUCCAAGGCCUCCGUUUUAAGAUGCAUUCUGUAAUUGAUAACGAUACUAAUACUAAGAGAACAAUGAAAGAAAGGAGCAAGAGAGCAAAAUACGAGGAUCACAAUUAUGAUAAUUGGAGUAUAAACAACGACGAUAAUAACGAUUAUGGUAAACGCGUACAAUUUUAGAUUAUAUAUGUUUAUAACAUAUUUGACAGAUGUAACGUUUAAUUAAAUCAAAUUUGUAAUAUCA